Coregonus clupeaformis (lake whitefish) is the source of this 1131-nucleotide messenger RNA. Its product is annotated as major histocompatibility complex class I-related gene protein. Gene Ontology annotation, biological process: immune response. The record is from RefSeq and is a predicted model, not a curated record. Lineage: Eukaryota; Metazoa; Chordata; Actinopteri; Salmoniformes; Salmonidae. The coding region runs from base 57 to 1043 and encodes 328 amino acids. The transcript has 5 exons. Gene Ontology annotation, cellular component: external side of plasma membrane.
CUUCAGCUCACAUUGUGUGUUUAUGAAUACACCAACGAGAACAUGUUAUUGCAAAUAUGAUAACCACAAUUUUAAUUUCAUUCAUGGUGUUCUCCAUCGUAGCCCCUCAGUCUCUUCAUCGCCACUGCAUCACAACCCAAGGGUCCUUGUAUCCGAAAAACAUCCAGUUGGUAAUGAUAGAUGAUGUCAUUGUCUAUUACUACAACAGCAGUGCUGAACAAGAGGCCGUGAUGCCAGAAUGGUUAAACCACCCUGAGGGAAUUGAAUUCUGGCAGGAGCUUAAUCGAAAUCUGAAAUUUAAUCGAUAUGUAAUGGAUACGGCUGUGAGAGUAACAAGUGAACAUUACAAUCAUUCACAUGAUCACUUUUACCAAGCUCAUGGACGCUGUGGAUGGAAGUCAGACGGAACCACAGAGGCGUUUAUGAGCCAUGCAUAUGACGGCAAGGACUUUGUCAGCUUCGAUGUAUCGACCAGAAAAUGGACAGCUGCAGUUUCCCAUGCUGUAUUUUACAAAAGAAAAAGGGAAACAGAUUUGGAAGAUCUUGUUAGGCUGGUCAUUCAUUACGAAUCUGUAUGCAUCCGUUGGCUGAAGAAACUGCUACAGUUCAGUGUUACAGUUCGAGAAUCCAAAGUCCCUGGGGUGAGUCUGUUUGAGAGACUGCCUCAUGGCAACUCCGAGGUGGAGGUCACGUGUCAUGUGACAGGGUUCUACCCUCGGGCGGUGCAGGUGGAAUGGCUGGGGACAGAGGGACUUCCCCUGGUGGACGGGGUGAGCAGUGGGGAGGUGCUGCCCAACGGAGACGGUUCGUACCAGCUGAGGAAAAGCCUGACUCUCCCACAGGGAGCCCAGUACACCCAACACUACAGCUGCCUGGUGCUCCACAGCAGUGUAGCGGGGAACAUCACAGUAAACUGGGAUCCAAAGAAGAACCUGGCCAAUGUGCUGAUAGCCAUAGGCAUCAUUGUAUCUGUUGUCUUAAUACUUGCUGUCCUAGUCAAGUAUUUAGUAUGGAGGAGAGCAGUUGGUCAGAGUCAAUCUUAACUCUUGCUACACUAGGUGUUAUGUCUGGUCAGAGUAAACAAGAGCUGAAUACCCCCUCAGACACAUUUGAAAGAUAUUUCCCUUUCAU